Molecule: messenger RNA, 546 nt
Organism: Staurois parvus
Lineage: Eukaryota; Metazoa; Chordata; Amphibia; Anura; Ranidae
Source: the annotation of a GenBank genome assembly
AUGGGGAAUGUGUUUGCCAACCUCUUCAAGGGCCUUUUUGGCAAGAAAGAGAUGCGUAUUCUGAUGGUGGGGUUGGACGCGGCAGGUAAAACCACUAUUCUAUACAAGCUGAAGCUAGGAGAAAUUGUCACAACCAUCCCCACAAUAGGUUUUAAUGUUGAAACGGUAGAAUAUAAGAACAUCAGUUUCACGGUGUGGGACGUGGGGGGUCAAGAUAAGAUCCGGCCUCUCUGGCGUCAUUACUUCCAGAACACACAAGGUUUAAUCUUCGUGGUGGACAGCAACGAUCGGGAGCGAGUGAACGAAUCACGGGAAGAGUUGAUGAGGAUGUUGGCGGAAGACGAGCUGCGAGACGCGGUAUUGUUAAUAUUUGCUAACAAACAGGAUCUGCCGAACGCGAUGAAUGCAGCGGAAAUAACCGACAAGCUAGGACUGCACUCCCUCCGUCAUAGAAACUGGUACAUCCAGGCAACUUGUGCAACUAGUGGAGAUGGUCUCUAUGAAGGACUGGAUUGGCUGUCCAAUCAGCUCCGGAACCAGAAAUAA